Python bivittatus (Burmese python) is the source of this 2262-nucleotide messenger RNA. RefSeq names its product PDZ and LIM domain 5 (gene PDLIM5). The record is from RefSeq and is a predicted model, not a curated record. Gene Ontology annotation, biological process: actin cytoskeleton organization; muscle structure development; heart development. Gene Ontology annotation, molecular function: actin binding; muscle alpha-actinin binding. Gene Ontology annotation, cellular component: stress fiber; Z disc; adherens junction. NCBI's taxonomy places the organism in Eukaryota, Metazoa, Chordata, Lepidosauria, Squamata, Pythonidae.
AAAGGGGCGGAAGUGCAAACAAGAGCUUGGGGCGAGAGGGCUUCGGCUUAGAGUUUGCUCUCUUCCACGCACACGCAAGUCGGUGGUAACGCCUGCGGUCUGCGGUGCCGGGCGCCCUCUUGUCACUGCGCGCGUCUCCAGCCUCCGCCUUGGAAAUUGUUCCCCCUGGGAAUUACAGCCUAACUGCAGAAUACCAUGAAUAACUACAGUGUUUCACUGGUGGGUCCAGCUCCUUGGGGGUUCAGGCUCCAAGGUGGCAAGGACUUCAACAUGCCUCUCACUAUCUCUCGGUUAAGCGAUGGAGGCAAAGCGGCUAAUGCAAACGUUGGAAUAGGUGAUGUGGUCCUUAGCAUUGAUGGGAUAAGUGCAGAAGGUAUGACUCAUCUGGAAGCACAAAAUAGAAUCAAGACCUGCUCGGGUAACCUGAUUAUGAAUCUGCAAAGAGCGCCUGCAGCUCCAAAGCCGGAUCCAAUUCCUGUGCAGCAGGUAGAGCCUAAGGACAUAGUUAAGCCUGUGCCCAUUGCAUCUCCAGUCGUACCCAAAAUUUCAUCCACAACCAGCGUGGCCUUCAAUAAGGCUCCAAGGCCUUUUGGAGCUGUGUCCUCCUCCAAGGUCACUUCCAUUCCAUCACCAUCAUCUGCCUUCACUCCAGCCAGUGCGAGUCUUCCGUUACAUGCUUCCCCUACACCCCUGGCCACUGUCACACCUCCCCCGUUCACUGCCUCAGGAGUGCAUGCUAAUGUAAAAUCUAAUGCUGACCAGCGUUCCCCUGUACUGAGUGCCACAAAGCCUGCUGUUAAUACCCCAUGGCAACCCCCACACAAUGCACCUUUCAACGAAAAUGCCCCAGAGGUGACAGAGGGGCAGCGAAGCGGAUUCAAAGAGAACCAGGGUGACAAUAAACAGCAAAAUGGUCCACCACGGAAACACAUUGUAUACAGAAAUACAGAAUUUUUCCAUCCACCGAUUCAUAGCAACAACAGCAAGAAGAGACUGAUUGAGGAUACUGAGGACUGGCACCCAAGGACAGGAACUACUCAGUCACGUUCUUUCCGGAUACUUCAACAGAUCACAGGCACUGAACGUAUGAAAGAGUCGGAAUCAGAGAAUCCAAAGAAGAUAAAGGAAAAGAUCCCCCUCCACAUCAUAGGCCCUAGAUACACAAAAUUACGUGACUGGCACCAUGGCGUUUCAGCACGUGUCCUUAACGUCCAAUGAUUUGCCAAGUCCUAAAAUAUGAAUGAUGAGUCCUUUUCUUCCUCUUUCUCUUCCAAAUGCUUUGCAAAGAAAGGAAUGAAAAAAAAAAACAGCUUUGAGAAAGUCUAGCCUUUUAUAUAUCAUUUUUUUCUUUAAAACAUUUCCUAUCAGUGUAUUAAGAAUGAGAUGAACGUGUGCUGGAUUAAAGCCAGUAUCUCUGUAAAAACCAUCAUGCAGGUGGCACAGAAGAUUCAUCAUGGCUUGAAAAACUAAGGUGCCUUUUCUCUGGCUGUUAACUGACAAAGGUGCUAUGCUAAGAUACAGAGAAAAAGUUACAGAAAUGCAUACUUUGGAAAACAUGCAUAAUAAACUCUUCUUUAACCAUCAGUGUGCACUUCCUAUAUGGGUCUGGUUGGAUUCCAUAAAAUCAAUGUUUGUUUCCUGUGGUGGAUAUAUUUUGGAGCAGGAUGUAAAUGUUUUCAAAGGGGUAAAGGAAGAAGAGGGUUUUUUUAUGUUAGUUAAUGGGUUUUAGCAAUAGUUGCAUUAUACAGCUCUUGCUCUACUUGAGAGAAAUGUUGCUGUGUGUGUAGAAGAAUGCAUUGGAACUCUUCCGGACACAGAUCCAAGUGAAAACUAUGUUACAGAAGAGCCAUGUAAAACAGCAAAGGAAAAUAGUAUGAGUUAAAUUAAUAUAGGUUUUAUUUAUUAUGGAGUGGAUUGUUUGGAUCUUAAUAGCAAUUUUGAUCAUGCAUAUUACUUUGUAAUAUAAUGUAUUAUAGCAGAUCCAUACUCAUCUAAUUUAUGCUAUGUGGAGCUCAGAACGACUGAAUAAAUAAUUGUGUUUAAUUUAGUUUCUCUUUUUUCUUUAUAUUCUUUCAAAGUUUGCACACAUAUGUACCAUAUAUACACUUACUUGAAAACAUUACUGAGAAGGUGUAAGAACAGUUUGUUGCCAUAAGAACAGGCUGCUCGACUGAGAUCUUAAAGAAAACAGGCACUUCUUCCGUUCAUUUUAAUUUUCUUAACAUUUAAAGGGAGCCCCCAUUUUACUUACAAGAACUUCAG